Messenger RNA from Homarus americanus (American lobster), 895 nucleotides. RefSeq names its product tRNA-dihydrouridine(16/17) synthase [NAD(P)(+)]-like (gene Dus1). Lineage: Eukaryota; Metazoa; Arthropoda; Malacostraca; Decapoda; Nephropidae. Gene Ontology annotation, molecular function: flavin adenine dinucleotide binding; tRNA dihydrouridine synthase activity. The record is from RefSeq and is a predicted model, not a curated record. Gene Ontology annotation, biological process: tRNA processing.
CUGAUGGAUAACAUGACUCGGAGUAUUAACCGAUGUAAACACUGCACGCGGUAAACCAUCAGUAAUUCUCUAUUAUAUGUGAACGUGAAUCUUAUUUGUGAUUAACUUACUGUGUGGCAGAAGGUCUUUAUUCAUCUAAAUCUACAGGUAAGGUAAGGUGCGUGGAGGGAACGGGCCACACACAACCUCUCCAUCAUCGGCAUCGAGGCCAUAGCAGUCACCACCACCACCACCACCAACAUCAUAUGGGCGAAAGGCUGCCAUAUUUGCUCGCCCCUCCACCGAUCACCAUAGAUUGUGACACUGUGAUGCCGGGUCCUCGUGGGUAUGACUUCUGGCGGGAGACAUUAAAAGGAGCGCGGCUGGUUGUGGCGCCCAUGGUAGAUGCUUCCGAGCUGGCCUGGCGACUUCUGUCUCGGCGCUACGGUGCGGAACUGUGCUACACACCUAUGCUACACGCCCACGUAUUUGUCAAGGACGCCAGGUAUAGGAGGGAAAACCUUGCCUCUUGCUCUGAGGACCGUCCGCUCAUCGUCCAGUUCUGCUCGAACGAUCCAGACACGUUUGUGGAGGCGUGUAGGCUGGCGGCUCCCCAUUGCGAUGCCGUAGACCUCAACCUGGGCUGCCCGCAGGCCAUCGCUCGUCGGGGGCACUAUGGCGCCUUUCUCCAGGACGAAUGGGAGCUUGUCCGUACAAUGAUCGAGCGGGCGUCAAAGGAGGUGGACGUGGCCAUAACAGCGAAGAUUCGGGUGUUCGAGGACGAGAAGAAGACGGUGGAGUAUGCCAAGAUGCUGGAGCAUGCUGGCGCCUCCCUCCUCACUGUACACGGCCGCACUAGGGACCAGAAGGGCCCUCUCACCGGCCUCGCUUCGUGGCCUCACAUCAAGGCUGUAAA